AUGAUCGGCACCGUCGCCCCCAAGGCCCGGCGCCUGGUGGAGAUGACUUUCGAAGCGAUGUGGGCCGGCAUCCGCCAGGUCAAGCCGGGUGCGCGCCUGGGUGAUAUCGGCCAUGCGAUCCAGAGCCAUGCGCAGGCCAACGGCAGCAGCGUGGUGCGUGAGUAUUGUGGCCACGGCAUUGGCCGGCAGAUGCAUGAAGAACCGCAGGUCCUGCACGUUGGCCGCCCUGGAUGGGUGGACGGUGGUGACCAGGACAACAGCCUCUCGGCGCAGUGGGAGCAUACGGUGGCGGUGACGGCGGAUGGGUUUGAGGUGUUGACGUUGCAGAGUUAG
Molecule: messenger RNA, 333 nt
Organism: Drosophila innubila
Lineage: Eukaryota; Metazoa; Arthropoda; Insecta; Diptera; Drosophilidae
Product: methionine aminopeptidase-like
Exons: 2
Coding region: 1-333 (110 amino acids)
Biological process (GO): proteolysis
Molecular function (GO): metalloaminopeptidase activity
Source: RefSeq, a predicted model, not a curated record